AUGGCGAGCACGAUGGAGGCGGCGCAGGCGCGCGUCGAGCAGCCGUACUUAGCAGCCGUAGCGAUGGCGAGCACGAUGGAGGCGGCGCAGGCGGUGCUGGCGGCGUUCGACACGUCGCUGUCGCGGCAGUGGCGCGAGGAGGACCGCCGCUGGCGCGCGGAGGACCGCCAGUGGCGCGCGGACGACCUGGCCUUCCGCGAGGAGGAGCGGAGAUGGUUCGGGGAAGAGGCGGAAAUGCGGAGCGCGGAAAUAAGGUGGAGGGAGGAAGACAUUAACCAACGCCACGUGGACAAUGCAAGAUACCUCUGGGCCAGGUUUGUCGAGAAGAACCGGCGAGACGUGGAGGAGAAAUCAGAGCAGCUCAAGGCGAUCUCGAACCUCGCAGCGCUGUUUGCUGGCUUCGCUGUAGUCACACUCACCCAGUUCCAAGUCACCCUCGACAGUUCCCCCUUAUGGAUCAUUGCCAUAUACGGUGUCCUCACCGCCAUCUCGGUGUGCCUACACACGGUGGCGAUGGUGCAGUGCACGCUCAUCAUGGGCAGCAUACUGAAGAACGGCAAGGCCUACGUGGACGAGGAGGCAGAGGAGGAGUUCAUGUUCCGCUGCCUGCUCUUCGUGCGCUCAUUCUCUUUAGGAGACCGCCCCCCUGCGCCGCGGCGCACGUUUGAGGCCUUUUGGGAGUACAGGUGUGAAGAUGACUGGCGCAAGGCAUUCAACUACUUCACAUGGGGAAUCUUCUCGUUCCUUCUCAGCCUCAUCCCUAUUGGGUGGAUUAAGUUCAACUUCUCAACCUUCAUCCCAGCAGCGUUCACUGCCAUUGUCAUCUGCUCCAUGGUUCUCUGGGCCUAUCAGCAGCUGUCAUGGGGAGCCUAUCUCACCAAGGGUCGCCGCCAGUUCGACUCACUCCUUUCAGAAGCUGAAGCCUUCCGGGUGCGUCCCUCCGGCCUCCCCUUUGACUGGCACAUUGCGCCGGAAGCUUCCUGGAAACGCAGCUCCUCGCGGAGAAGCGGGAGAAGCCGGAGCGGGAGAGAGGGUGGGUCGAGCGAUGCUGCUUCGACGGCUUUUACAGAUGGUGACCGUGACCGUGGUCAGGAGCACAAGUCGGAUUCAGUAUUGGGAAACACGGAUGGUAAGGCGUCACGAAAUUUGGCUUCGGGGAUUGGGAGCACAGGUGGAAAGGGUACUCAGGGAGAGGAGGAUAAGCAAGUGGAGGAGGGUGAGAGGGCAAGUAUGAAUGGAGGAGGGGAUAGUGCUGAUAAAGGAAGGCUUGAUCCUGGCCCGUUGGCUCCGGAAGAUCCGGACAAGCCGGCAGGCGGAAACGGAGAGCCGGAUGAGAACGAGCCGCAGGAAGAGCAGGAGCUUGUAGGUUACAUCGGAGCGGCUAAUGGCGCGGGAAUUCUGGCGGAAUACGGGAGGGACGCUGACGCUGUCCGCGAUGCAUUGCCGCAGGCUCUCGGGAACUUGCCGCUUCAUUUCGCCCAGUACUCCAUUGGAUACGGUCGCAUAUUCGUCCUCUUUGAACGGCACAACCCAGGGUUGGUCCUCGUGCUGCUGGGAUACAACCCGCUCCCCAAAUCCCACGCCCGAGACCUUCUGGCCAGCUUCUCCCAGGCGCUCGCUACAGUCACAGGGGUUACAAUCACGCCCCACUCCUCCGCUAAGGCCCUGAGCGGGCAGGGAGGAUGGGAGGGGCGGGUGACGGAGGAGGGGCGGGUGAUGCUGGGGGAGGCGGUUGCUGGGCUGACUAAUGGUGUUCGAGGCAUCGUGGGAUCGUCCAUGGCUUGUGUUAAGAGGUGCGUUGCGGUGUAG
Messenger RNA from Closterium sp. Yama58-4, 1809 nucleotides. The record is from the annotation of a GenBank genome assembly. NCBI's taxonomy places the organism in Eukaryota, Viridiplantae, Streptophyta, Zygnematophyceae, Desmidiales, Closteriaceae.